AGCACAGGCUAUUUUACUAAACUACCAUAGAGUAUAAUAGCCUAGCUCCUGCUAGCGUAGGCCGCCAAAAUCUUUUUCUCUAAGUUACUCUUUCGGCUCUUUUUGUCUGUUCGCUGCUAUGUCUGGACGCGGGAAGCAGGGAGGUAAGGCUCGCGCCAAGGCCAAGACUCGCUCCUCUCGGGCUGGACUCCAGUUCCCUGUGGGCCGUGUGCACCGCCUUCUCCGCAAGGGCAACUAUGCCGAGCGGGUUGGGGCCGGCGCGCCGGUGUACCUGGCCGCGGUGCUGGAGUACCUGACGGCAGAAAUCCUGGAAUUGGCCGGCAACGCGGCCCGCGACAACAAGAAGACGCGCAUAAUUCCGCGCCACCUGCAGCUGGCCAUCCGCAACGACGAGGAGCUCAACAAAUUGCUGGGCAAAGUCACCAUCGCCCAGGGCGGCGUCCUGCCCAAUAUCCAGGCCGUGCUGCUGCCCAAGAAAACCGAGAGCCACCACAAGGCCAAGGGCAAGUGAAGUACUUUAACAUUGCGUUCGGCUAUCGCUUUUUUGUCUUACCCAA
Trichechus manatus latirostris (Florida manatee) is the source of this 557-nucleotide messenger RNA. RefSeq names its product histone H2A type 1. The coding region runs from base 119 to 511 and encodes 130 amino acids. Gene Ontology annotation, molecular function: structural constituent of chromatin; protein heterodimerization activity; DNA binding. The record is from RefSeq and is a predicted model, not a curated record. Gene Ontology annotation, biological process: heterochromatin formation. The transcript has a single exon. Lineage: Eukaryota; Metazoa; Chordata; Mammalia; Sirenia; Trichechidae. Gene Ontology annotation, cellular component: chromatin; nucleosome.